AUGGCGACCGCGACCGCCACCGUCACCAAGACGCGGACCUCUAAUGUCAACCUGCCCCCCGAGAACGAGCGCUUCCUGCGAUGCUGCGCAGACAUCGCCAACGCCCUGAUCGAGGACCAUGAGGCCGUCCGCGAUCCCAAGAAGCCCCAGAGAGAUCUGAACCUCAACUCCCUGCGCAACAAGUUUGCGCGCAAGCACAAGCUCGCCAACAUCCCGCCCUUGACAGCCAUCAUCGCGGCCAUUCCCGAGCACUACAAGAAGUACAUUCUACCGAAGCUCAUUGCGAAGCCAAUCCGCACAUCAUCUGGUAUCGCCGUCGUUGCCGUCAUGUGCAAGCCUCACAGGUGUCCGCACAUCGCCUACACCGGCAACAUCUGCGUCUACUGCCCAGGCGGCCCCGACUCCGACUUUGAGUACAGCACACAAUCCUACACCGGAUACGAGCCGACAUCGAUGCGCGCCAUUCGAGCACGAUACGACCCCUUCGAGCAGGCACGCGGCCGCGUCGACCAGCUCAAGUCCCUCGGCCACUCCGUCGACAAGGUCGAGUACAUCAUCAUGGGCGGCACCUUCAUGUCCCUGCCGGUCUCUUACAGAGAAGACUUCAUCGCACAGCUGCACAACGCUCUGAGCGGCUACCAGACGUCGAACGUGGACGAGGCAGUGGAGGCCAGCGAGAUGAGCAACAUCAAGUGCGUCGGCAUCACGAUCGAGACGAGACCAGACUACUGCUGGCAGCCCCACUUGACCGACAUGCUGCGGUACGGAUGCACGAGACUGGAGAUUGGAGUGCAGUCGCUUUACGAGGACGUUGCGAGAGACACAAAUCGCGGCCACACGGUUGCUGCCGUCGCCGAGACCUUCUGCCUCGCCAAGGACGCUGGAUUCAAGGUCGUCAGCCACAUGAUGCCCGACCUGCCGAACGUGGGCAUGGAGAGAGACCUGGACCAGUUUAGGGAGUACUUUGAGAGUCCCGCCUUCCGAACGGACGGCCUCAAGAUUUACCCGACGCUUGUUAUCAGAGGCACAGGUCUCUACGAGCUGUGGCGCACAGGACGUUACCAGAAUUACACACCAAACGGGCUCAUCGAUUUAGUCGCGAGGAUAUUGGCAUUGAUCCCGCCAUGGACCCGUAUCUACCGUGUCCAGCGAGAUAUCCCUAUGCCCCUGGUUACCUCCGGCGUUGAGAACGGCAACCUCCGCGAGUUGGCGCUGGCGAGGAUGAAGGACUUCGGCACCACAUGUCGAGACGUGAGGACGCGCGAGGUGGGCGUGAACGAGGUGAAGAACAAGAUCCGGCCGAAUCAGAUUGAGCUGGUGCGACGAGACUACACGGCCAACGGCGGCUGGGAGACGUUCCUCGCCUAUGAGGACCCGAAGCAGGACAUCCUCGUGGCCCUGCUGCGUCUGCGCAAGUGUACCGAGAAGUACACCUACCGCGAGGAGCUCGUCGGCCAGCCGACCAGUCUCGUGAGAGAGCUGCACGUGUACGGUACAGCGGUGCCGGUGCACGCGCGCGACCCGAAGAAGUUCCAGCACCAGGGAUUCGGCACGCUCCUCAUGGAGGAGGCGGAGAGGAUAGCGAGGGACGAGCAUGGCAGUGAGAAGAUUAGUGUCAUUUCUGGUGUUGGUGUGAGGAGUUACUACGCCAAGCUUGGGUAUUGGCUUGACGGGCCGUAUAUGAGCAAGUGGCUCGACGGUCGACCCGGACCGGACCAGGCUUGA
Molecule: messenger RNA, 1725 nt
Organism: Colletotrichum gloeosporioides
Lineage: Eukaryota; Fungi; Ascomycota; Sordariomycetes; Glomerellales; Glomerellaceae
Product: Elongator complex protein 3
Exons: 2
Coding region: 1-1725 (574 amino acids)
Biological process (GO): tRNA wobble base 5-methoxycarbonylmethyl-2-thiouridinylation
Cellular component (GO): elongator holoenzyme complex; nucleus; cytoplasm
Molecular function (GO): acyltransferase activity, transferring groups other than amino-acyl groups; iron-sulfur cluster binding
Source: RefSeq, a predicted model, not a curated record